UGUAUGUAUAGGUCAUAUGUGAUAAAAUAAUGGACCAAUUUUAGGAUGCCUGUGAUAUCUCAUUCUGUGUGAUAUCAUGCUGAUUCGCAAAAUGUUCAUCAAGUCUAAUAAGCCUUUUUCUAAAAAACUUCAAAUGUUUGUUUUCUUAUAAUCGGCUUAUUGUCUAAUAAGCCAAUAAUAAACUGAUGUGGUUAUGGAGAGGAACAAAAAAAAAGGCUUAUUAGGCUCUUAAUAAGCUAAAGAAACUCUUUGUAAAGGACUGACGAUGAGCGGUUUAAGUAAGAACUUCGGUGGAUCACAGUUGAAUCUACCUCGUCCUGAUCUACUUAUUGGUAGAGAAGAGUACAAUGAGAUUUUGGUUCCUUCAUAUAAAGCAACAAUGGACGGAGAUUGGAAAGCUGCAAAGGUCAUUCUUGACAGACGACCUGAGCUCGUAAGGUUUAGCAUCACUGAAAGUUGUGAAACAGUACUUCAUAUUGCGGUUUUAGGUAAAUCAUAUUGGUUUGUGGAGUAUCUGGUGAGUUUGAUGGAAAAAGAUGAUUUGGAGCUUCAAAAUGUUGAUGGGCAAACAGCCUUGUGUUUAGCUGCAAUGGCUGGAGAGGUUAAAAUAGCUAGGAUACUGGUUACGAAGAACCGGGCCCUACUUGAAAUCCCUGAUAGUCAAGGAAUGUUGCCACUGUACAUGGCAGCUUUAUAUGGCAGGCAUGAUAUGGUGCAGUAUCUAUAUCAGAUUUCUAAGAAAAUGACUGGCGAUUUCUUGACACAUGAGAAUCGCGGUUAUAUUCUGGUGAAAUGUGUAGAGUCCAAUCUAUUUGAUGUUGCAUUACAAAUUGUGAUUGACCGCCCAGAACUUGCUGCAAAUGGAACUGUCCUUGAAAUAUUGGCUCGAAAGCCUUAUGCAUUUGAUGCUGAAAGACCUAAGAUUAGGUGGAAACUCACAUGCUCAACCCAGCAAGUGAAGGUUGGAAUUGCUGACAGAGAAAGUCAUGCCCUGCAAUUACUAAGAAUCAGUUGGGCAGAGAUUGUGAAGUUACCUAAGGAUCAAAUUGAUGACAUAGUAAGAGGCCCUCCCAACGAAAGGGAAUAUGAUAACAGAACACGUAUUGAAAAGGAACAGCAAGAAACACUUGAACUCUUGAGAACAAUUUCGGAGAACAUUGCAAAUAUGCCUACUAGAAUAUUUAACGUAUUCAGAGGGUUUCCUGAUGAAAAGAGUACUUUGAAAGCUGCAAAGAUAAAAUACUCUUCUCGGAUACUAUUUGUAGCUGCAGAAAUGGGUAACACUGCAUUUGUAGCUGAGGUUAUCAGGCACUAUCCAUAUCUAGUACGUGAAGUAAAUGAGAAUAACCAAACUAUAUUUCAUGUUGCCGUGUCACAUCGUCAUGAGGGUAUCUACAAUCUCUUAUACGACAUUGGAUCACUCAGGAGUUUAAUUAUUAACCUUGAAGACAAAAAUGGCAACAAUAUGUUACAUUUAGCAGGGGAGAGUGCAAAAAGGAAUAGGCUACAGAAAAUCCCAGGGGUGGGUCUGCAACUGCGUCUAGAAACGUUAUGGUUCAAGGAAGUAGAAGCCAUUCUCCCUCCUUCUUUUCGAGAAAAGAAGAAUGCAGUUGGUCUAACACCAUAUGAAGUAUUCAGAAAGAACCACAGAGAACUAUUUUUCAAAGGUGAAGAAUGGAUGAAAGAAAGAGCUGCUGAAUUAAUGGUCGUUGCGUCACUAAUAGCCACCAUGUCAUUUGCAGCAGCAUUUACGUUUCCAGGUGGAUAUGACCAAGUAACUGGUAUGCCUAUUUUGCUCCAUAAAAAGCUUUGCAAAAUUUUCAUAGUAUGUGAUGGUUUAUCUUUUAUAUCAGCAACAACCUCAGUCCUUCUGGUCUUAACCCUCCUUGGGUCUGAUUACACUGAACACGAUUUCAUGAUUGCCUUACCCCAAAAGCUGAUGAUAUGCCUAAUAUCACUUUUCAUCUCAAUAGCAACCAUAAUCCUUGCUUUUAUCAUUAAUAUUUUACUACUUUAUGAAAACGAUUAUAAUUGGAUACCAAUUUUUAUCAUUUCUUUUGCUGCUGUCACGUACAUUAUAUUUCGUAGCCCAAAAUUUCCUCUUCUAGGUCGCUUUUUGUAUGGUUCUAGGUUUCUUUUCCAGGGAGAGGGGAGAAUGAUUAAGAAACCCAUCUUUUAGCCAUUGUCUUCUCAUCUCAUUAUAUAUAUAUAUAUAUAUAUAUUAAUAUAUCUUGUACUUUUAUAUGGUCAGAUAUAUCUUAUAGACAACUCAGUACUGUAUUGGUUGUAAAUUUAAAUGAGGCACUCCCGUUUUAUUCCAACAACCUUAUUAUCUUCAAUAUUUAUGGUUACUUCAAUUUAGAAUGUA
Messenger RNA from Erigeron canadensis, 2368 nucleotides. RefSeq lists its product as uncharacterized. The coding region runs from base 266 to 2179 and encodes 637 amino acids. NCBI's taxonomy places the organism in Eukaryota, Viridiplantae, Streptophyta, Magnoliopsida, Asterales, Asteraceae. The transcript has 6 exons. The record is from RefSeq and is a predicted model, not a curated record. Gene Ontology annotation, molecular function: protein binding.